CACUGUUGCUGAUUUUCUUUGUGGCUACUGCCUCUGCCCACAGGAAUCACAAUCGAUCGGCUUCCCAUCACGAUGGUCCCCAGAACGUAAUUGUGAACGGGUAUCCCGCAUACGAAGGUAAGGCUCCCUAUGCCGUGGGUCUGGCGAUGAACAACGGAGCCGUGGGAGGAGGCACCAUAAUUGGCAACACCUGGGUCCUAACUGCCGCCCAUUGCCUGACCACCGAGUCCGUGACCAACUACGGUUCCAAUCGAGCGUGGAACGGUCAAAUCAAGCACACCGUGAACAAGGACAACUUCUUCCGGCAUCCUGGAUUCGGAAACAGCGCUGGUCACGACAUCGGAUUGAUUCGCACUCCCUACGUGGGCUUCACCAACCUGAUCAACAAGGUGGCCCUGCCCAAGUUCAGUCAGCAGGCUGAGCGAUUCGAGAACUGGUGGUGCGUGGCCUGCGGCUGGGGAGGAAUGGCCAAUGGCAAGUUGGCCGAUUGGCUGCAGUGCAUGGACGUGCAGGUCAUCAGCAACAGCGAGUGUUCCAGGUCGUAUGGAAAUGUGGCUGCCACGGACAUGUGCACCCGUGCCACCGAUGGAAAGUCCGUGUGCGGUGGCGACUCUGGCGGAGCAUUGGUCACCCAUGACAAUCCCAUCCAGGUGGGUGUCAUCACUUUUGCCUCCGGCGGAUGCAAGAGCGGACCAUCUGGCUACACCCGUGUCUCCGAUCAUCUGGAAUGGAUCAAGGAAAAGUCGGGAAUCGCCUACUACUAACUUGGAAAUGCACCAUGGCUUUAUCGAAAUGAAAUAUUUGUUUAUCCGAUGAAUUUUACCGAUUCUUUUGUUGUAUAAUGUACAACCCUGUAUAAAAAUAUAUACCCACUAUGAGCUGCAAAACAAUGUUAUUAUUUAAAUUUUUUAAUUCAAGAAACCUUUUCCUUUUAAUGCUUUAUCAAUUGCACUUACUGAUUAAGAAUUUUAAUUAUAGAAAUGAUUAUUUUAAACACUUGGUAACUUAGCUUUCUUCUAUCACAGAUACGAACUUUUAAUUAAAAAUUUUACCAUAAGA
Drosophila ficusphila is the source of this 1059-nucleotide messenger RNA. Its product is annotated as serine protease 1. Gene Ontology annotation, molecular function: serine-type endopeptidase activity. Gene Ontology annotation, biological process: proteolysis. The record is from RefSeq and is a predicted model, not a curated record. NCBI's taxonomy places the organism in Eukaryota, Metazoa, Arthropoda, Insecta, Diptera, Drosophilidae.